AUGGCUGUCGAUUACUAUCAUCGACAAGCCGUAUUAAUGACGCCAGAAGAACAAGCAAUCUAUCUUCGGAUGAUUGACAAAUCGGAUUUUCUCACAAGUCCAAGCAAUCAAAACACCCCCAGCAACAACAAGUUGUGGAAGUAUCUGGUGACACAAAGAAACCCGUAUUGUCGAGCGCAUUUCGUUAUGCUGGCCAGUAUUUAUGGCACCAAUCGCCUCAUUCGCCUUCGAAGUAUUGUUGAAGGUGCUGGCGAUGAAUUCGAACCUGCAAGGGAGAAAACAGACUAUAUUACCGAAGGCACCGAGCUUAACUGCAAGAAAGCAGGGAGGAGCAAUAACUACAUUCUCCCAUCUGCUGAACACCCUCCGCGAAGCAAAUAUGACGGACCCCAAUGCUGUGGCCACCAUGAAGGUGCAUGUCCUGUCCCGGCCGGACAAGCUGGAGGAGUAUCUACGUUCCGAGCUGGUGGUCGCCUAGUUGCAAUAGAAACAUUUCAACGGGUGAUAGCUAUAGAAUAUCUCCAAGAUGUCAGUUGGCACAAAAUAACCCAAGUGGUGGCCCUGUAUAUAGAGGCAAGGGCUACCUAUUCAGCACCCCAGGUUGGCUACCUCAUCCCCCUGAAACUGUGGGUAAACGGUGACGGCACUUUAUCGACGCUGUUCAAGGAUGGGAACUAUACCCUGGACCAGAUUCGGCAAUGGUCCGUCGACACGCUGAAAGCCCUCUGGCGAGGAUCUCAUAUACACCCAAUAAUCAAGUACGCACCCCUAUCUGACGACCAGUUCGAGUUCGCGAGACAGCAUUUGGAUGAAAUCGAAUAUCCCUACAACUACGCAAAGUUAAAGCGUCGUAAUCAGACGUAG
Messenger RNA from Trichoderma virens Gv29-8, 864 nucleotides. RefSeq lists its product as uncharacterized. The transcript is spliced from 3 exons. Lineage: Eukaryota; Fungi; Ascomycota; Sordariomycetes; Hypocreales; Hypocreaceae. The record is from RefSeq and is a predicted model, not a curated record. The coding region runs from base 1 to 864 and encodes 287 amino acids.